GAUGACCUUCAGAUCUCAGAAUUGGAAAACCGAUCGUGGUGUGCACUCGUGUCUUAGUUUGCCAGUUUCAAAAUACCUUUCUUCCAUCUCAUUGCUGUCAAGGAUUGUUUGUAAACGUUUGAUCUUCAACAAUUAUUUGUAAUCAAUUGUUCGUUCAAUUACUCUUUUUAUGUUAUUUCUAUUCCGUAAUUAAGUUCAAUUAUAAUCUUUCUGAGUUUUAAUUAAUUGGAAUAAACAGCAAAAUGUCUCGAGAGCGGGCUUCACGAAGAUUUUAUAGGAUGGACAGUUGCAACGACCUCGCUAUGUAUAUGGAUCGAGGUCAAUCUGCAGAACAAGAAAGCCGAUGGUCCUUUGAAGUUGCGUGGGAAGUCGCUAACAAAGUUGGUGGAAUUUACACUGUAAUCAGAUCUAAGGCAUAUGUUUCAACUGAAGAAAUGGGAGACCAAUACUGUAUGAUUGGUCCUUAUAAAGAGCAAUGUGCAAGAACUGAAGUUGAAGAAGCUGAAUUUCCACAUUACAGUCCACUGUACAAAGCUGUACAAGUGUUGAGAGAUCAAGGAUACAAAGUUAUUACUGGAACGUGGUUAGUUGACGGCAAUCCUCAGGUAAUUUUAUUUGAUAUCGGAAGUGCAGCCUGGAAACUGGAUGAAUAUAAACAAGAACUUUGGGAUACUUGCAACCUUGGUAUCCCUCAUUUAGAUAUUGAAGCAAAUGAUGCAAUAAUUAUGGGAUUUCUUGUCUGCCAGUUUAUUUCUGAAUUCAAAAAAGCUGCUGAAGAAUACUCUGCUUCACAGCCGAAAAUUUUAGUGCACUGUCAUGAAUGGCAAGCAGGACUUGCCAUUGUUGCUUUAAGAACAAGGCAUGUGGAUGUAGCAACAGUUUUUACUACUCAUGCAACUCUCUUGGGAAGAUAUCUUUGUGCUGGAAAAACAGAUUUUUAUAACAAUUUGGACAAGUUCAACGUUGAUGAAGAAGCAGGAAAACGUCAGAUUUAUCAUAGAUAUUGCAUGGAACGAGCCGCUUCACAUCUUUGCCACGUUUUUACUACAGUCUCUGACAUUACUGGAAUAGAAGCUGAACAUUUACUUAAACGUAAACCGGAUAUUAUUACUCCAAACGGCUUGAAUGUAAAAAAAUUCUCUGCACUUCACGAGUUUCAGAAUUUACAUGCUGUAAGCAAAGAAAAAAUUCAUGAGUUCGUUCGAGGUCAUUUCUAUGGACAUUUUGACUUUGAUCUGGAUAAAACUUUGUACUUCUUUACUGCUGGUCGUUAUGAGUUUGGAAACAAGGGAGCUGAUAUUUUCAUAGAAGCACUAGCAAGACUCAACCAUUAUUUAAAAACUUCGAAGCCAGACGUUACUGUUGUUGCAUUUUUAAUUUUCCCCGCGCGCACAAAUAAUUUCAAUGUCGAAUCUUUACGAGGUCAUGCUGUUACUAAAUCAUUGAGAGACACUAUUCAUGUAAUUCAACAGAAUAUUGGAAAAAGAAUGUACGAAACAUGUUUAACUGGAAGAUUGCCUGAUGUAUCAGAAAUGCUAUUGAAAGAUGAAGUUAUUAAGAUUAAAAGAUGUUUAUAUGCUCUUCAGCGAAGUGGAUUACCUCCAGUGACGACGCACAACGUUGCAGAUGAUUGGAAUGAUCCGAUAUUAAAUGCCAUUAGAAGAUGUAAAUUAUUCAACACCAUCCAUGAUCGAGUUAAAAUCGUUUUUCAUCCAGAAUUUUUAUCUUCCACAAAUCCAUUAUUUGGUUUAGAUUAUGAAGAAUUUGUAAGAGGUUGUCAUUUAGGUGUUUUUCCAUCAUAUUAUGAACCUUGGGGAUAUACUCCUGCUGAAUGUACAGUCAUGGGAAUCCCUAGUAUCACAACGAACUUAUCUGGGUUCGGAUGUUUUAUGCAUGAACACAUUGCUGAUCCGAAGAGCUACGGUAUUUAUAUUGUUGAUCGACGUUUUAUUGAUGUGGAAGCAAGUGUUCAACAGUUAGCUCAUUUCAUGUACGAUUUCGCUCGACUCAGCCGGAGACAGAGAAUUAUUCAGAGAAAUCGAACUGAGCGACUAAGUGAUAUGCUUGAUUGGAGAAAUCUUGGAAUUUACUACCGUCAAGCACGAAUUAAAGCUCUAACAAAAGUCUACCCCGAAUAUGCAUCUGAAUUGGAUGAUGCAAGUGUUGGCAGAUUCAGUUAUCCUAGGCCUUUGAGUGAGCCACCAUCUCCAACUUCAUCUCGACUGACAACUCCUGCCGCCUCAGUUCAUAAUUCUGAUGACGAAGAUGAUGAAGUAGAUGACGAAAAAGAGCUUGAAGAGUUAAGUCAGACAAAUGGAAGAUAAAGAAAUGAGUUAUAAAAUGAAUAAAAAGACGAAGAGAUUGAUUAGAUUUAUGAAAAUUUAAUCCUCAAUUAAUAUCUGACAUUUUACGAGCCACACUAUCACAUUAUAAUUAAUUUGCCACAUUAUCCAUCAAUAGUAAUUAUUUUUUCAGGAAUUAUUUAUAUCACAUGUGUCAUUAGCUGUUAUAAUUAUGUUCUUUAUAAAGAACGCACUGAUUAGAUUGUUUUUUAUACCUUAGAGCAGAUAAUUAAUCGAAAGGUUGUAAAUUUUUUCAUAUUGUGAUCAAUGACUCCACGUAAAUAAAAUGUAUGUAAUUUUA
Molecule: messenger RNA, 2643 nt
Organism: Chelonus insularis
Lineage: Eukaryota; Metazoa; Arthropoda; Insecta; Hymenoptera; Braconidae
Gene: GlyS
Product: glycogen [starch] synthase
Exons: 11
Coding region: 243-2324 (693 amino acids)
Biological process (GO): glycogen biosynthetic process
Cellular component (GO): cytoplasm
Molecular function (GO): alpha-1,4-glucan glucosyltransferase (UDP-glucose donor) activity
Source: RefSeq, a predicted model, not a curated record